AGGAUUUCGUAAAAAUCAAUAAACAAACCAGUUAUUCUGCGCUCUACUUAUUACGAAUUUCGGUGUAUAUUAAAUUAAAAUGUUGUUAAAAAGAAAUUUGUUAGAAUUUGCAACUCUUUUUUCGUGUGGCGUAUGUGUUAUUUGCAUAUUUCUCAACUGCGUGACGAACAUAUCCCCAAUUACCGGAAUAUGGUUUCCCUUGUACGUUAUUUUAGUAUUUAUCCUCUCAAUAUCGUUUAGUUUUAAGUUCAUCCAGUGGUUAUUGCAUAUGAACAAGCCUAUUAAAUAUGACUUAGAAGGUUUAUUCAAGGAUUAUCCCCAAUUUAUAUUUCUAAAACGGUUUUUACCGCAAGCCAAGAAGAGGGUUAGAUCUCCUGAUUUUGAAGAAGGUAAGGAAUAUGACACGAAUGAGCUGAGUGUGAUUUCGACUGUGCUGCAGAAGAAAUUGGUGUCGUCAUGGUAUGAGCCGUAUAUUUCACAAGAAAUUGGAUUUCCGUUUGCCUGCAAGCAUUUGCUGGAUCAAAUGAUUGAAAAAACUUUCAAGAUCUGCAAUAAAAUUGAAACCAAAGACGUAUUUAUAGACACCUGCUCAAUAUUAACCAGCCACUUAAGAGAGUACAGAAAAACUCUGAAAAGACAUGAAAAAUCACCGACAAGCUCUAUAGAGUCCCUUUACAAGAAAACUCACCCAAUAUUUGAAAAGAAACUUGAGUCGGGUGAACACUGCACCAAUAUUCUAAGGAUUAUAUUAAAAGAUCUUGUCCCUUGGGAGCUUUGGGACACGCCACAUUCUGAAUUACUAGUCCGUAUCUUGUCUAAAAAGCUUGAUACUUUUAUUGAUGGUACAUUAGCAGAUCCUGUUUGGAUCAAUGAUAAGUUGUUGAAUAUCAUAGAUAAAGCAGAGAUUGAAGAAGUAGUUCAGACAGUAGAAGAGCUGGAGGUAGUGGAGAAGGAAAGUGAGACGACAAUUGAAUCAGUAUUGUCUACAAUUGCGACUAAUAGUGCAGCACCUAUUUUACAAAGAGAUAUUACUGAAGAUCUCAGCACACCAUUCCCGGACACAAAAGCAGUGAUAGAAGGUGCUGCGAUGCUACCCUCAGCAGACGGUCCGGUGCUGCGCCAGCGCCGCGGCCGCCAGCGAGAGGUCAAGAUCUAUGACCGUAUUGUUGAAGGCAGCGUAAAAACCUGGGACACGGAUAUGGACCUACAAUGCAUCAGCAUGGGCCAGGACCUGCUAGCGAGCUUGGACGGCGGCGUGGUAGGCCGCCUGUGGCCAGACCCCGAGCCGGUGGACCAUAGUCCCCCCGACACCACCAGCAAGGACCUGCCUCUCUGGUUUGGCGAAGAAGAAACACUAGAUCUAGAACGAGAUAGCCCACCAAAAGACAGCCCAGUUAAAAAAGAGCACAGCCCGAAACCAGUGGAACUGCUGAAGGAGUUGCAGCACUCGGCCAAGACCAAGAUAGGAGACCUACAGGUCCCCAUACCUUCACUAGAUGUCCGGCCCAAUGACGAGGCCGCGGGCAUGAUGGAGGGGCUUCUGGACUUCGGGAUCGCUGGGCUGAAGAAAGGAUUGCGGUUCACAGGCCUGAGUGACGAUUCGCAGGACAAGUCACCAUCACAUCUGAAGGCCAGGAGCGAGCGGAAUUCGCCCACGGAGAACAGAAAGCUGGUCCAAAGGGAACCUAUCAUUUCGUCUGUCAUACAAAGAGAAGACAAUGGAGCAUGCGUGGUUCCCUCACUAGUAAAGCAACAUCGUGUGGUGUCGCAAGACAGCGUGCCGUCAGCACCGAAGCCAAUACCGCACGCCCCUUUGCCGACGGACUCUCCGGAGCCGGAGUACGAGGAGGCCGCUGACCUGUCCGCCAGCAUCGCCAAGCUGCGCUCGCUGCUGCAGCGGCAGGGCAGCCCGGAUAACAACGGCUCCGGACAGAGCGGCGAAGAGGUGGUGUGGGAGGGCGCGGAGGAGACGCGCGGGCGCACGCAGCGCCACCACUCCUCGCGGCCCGUCGACACCGCCACACUCGCCGACGAGUACGACAUGCAGACCGAUAGGAGCUCGUCACCGACGCCCUCCAAUAGGCUAGACAAAUUGUUCCAACGAACGGUGACGGGCGUGUUCAACUCGAUAAAAACUGCGGUAGGCGCAGAAGGAGACGAAGUCCUCCCCCAGCAGCCUCUACAGGAGUGGACCUACGUCUGCACCUCUGUCGAACUCAGCGUGGGCGGGGCGGUGGCGCGGCUGGUGGGGUCGCGGCGCGCGUUCUCGCACGUGGACGCGGCGCUGGACUCGCUGGAGCAGCUCGCGCCGCCAGCCACCCACGCACACAUAGUGCCCGAGGACUUCGAGGAGUGGUGCGUGGUGUACGGCGGCGGCAUGGGGCUGGCGCAGCUGGCGAGCGCGGCCGGGCUCGCCACCAGCCACGCGGCGCACCGCCUCGCCACGCUGCUGCUCGCCGACGUAGCAGAGUCUCUCAUCGAGGCGUGGUUAGAAGAACUCGCGUCGUGGCUGAGAAAACAAGUGUUCGUGGUGUUUGAGAAAAUGGCCGACGAGGGCAAUGACCUCCCGCGGGCACAUCUCAGGCCUUACAAUCUUGACUAUACCUGUCAGGUCGUCAUGUCCAAAAUACCCGUUCUAGGCUCCAUAUUCGGUGAAGAGGCCCUGUCGGACUCCGUCAAGCUCUCCAUAUCGAGUUUCGGCCACAAGGAGGUAAACAAAGACGUGAUUUUCCGCGUACUGGACCUCGUCGCGGUGCAUUUCAAGAAGUCUGCCGGCCUUAGGAACCCUUCUUUUGACGCCAAUUGAAAAUAUUGCGAUCAAAUUGAUAAUUGGAUAUUAAUCACCCAUUCAGCACUAAACGCGAAAUAUUGUGGAUUCGCAUC
Messenger RNA from Cydia splendana, 2883 nucleotides. RefSeq lists its product as uncharacterized. Bases 80 to 2806 code for a protein of 908 amino acids. The transcript is spliced from 16 exons. Lineage: Eukaryota; Metazoa; Arthropoda; Insecta; Lepidoptera; Tortricidae. The record is from RefSeq and is a predicted model, not a curated record.